AUGUUUUUUUGGGGAAAUUACAAUUUUCAGACGCCAACACUCGUGGAACACCCGGAGAGGCCGGCACUGCGCUAUCCGCUUUAUGUGCCUCCCUCUCCCUCUAUGGUGACUGAUGUCGGAGCCCAUGUCCCUAAUACCAACGGCUUAGGUGGCGCUGACGGGGAGGUGCUGCGCCGCAUUGAUAUGCGGCACCUCGCGGUAAAACUACUGGCAUGUGGACAGAAACAUCUGGUGGCGGUAUUGAUGCCUGUUGAACACAAUCAUGAUGCGGGAGCGAGAGCUGAUGGUGAUGGGGCACGCGGAAGUGUAACUGCGGCGGUGGCCACAACGUUGUCAUCAUCUGUAUCGUGUGACCAAAGCGGUACAAACUGGUUUGCUUACGGCCUGGGGAGCAAUCACAGUGGGCAGUUGGGUCACCGCGUGCCAGAGUACACAACCACACUUACACGACUUUAUGUUGAGGGACUUUUGUCGGCGGGGACUAACAUUAGUGGACUCGCCUGCGGUAAUAAACACACACUCAUUUGCACAUCUGCUGGCGGAGUGUUUGCGUCCGGUGAUAAUAGCUUUGGUCAACUGGGUGUUACCGCUGACGUGAGCGGCUUCGCCCCGGUAACAGGACUUGCACACAUCAAGGCGGUGUACGCAGCAGGCAGUGCAAGUUUUGCUUUGAAUAUCAAGGGUGAAUUAUAUUCAUGGGGCGAGGCGCAGUACGGUCAUUUAUGUCACGGUGACAAUGGAGAACGCAUGGAUGCACGCACGCUUCAAACUGUGAAAACAAACGUGAAGACUCCCACUCUGGUGCAGUGGUUUGUGCGACAUCACGUCGUUAUUGUGGAGGUGGCUCCGGCGCGGGGACAUGUUGUUUGUCGCAGCUUGGAUGAGGUUUACACCUGCGGUGAGGGAUACUACGGCAAGCUUGGCUCUGGGAGUGUGGCGCCGGCGUUUACUCCGCAGCGUGUGCGUUUCCCUGAUCGAUCUCACCCGGAGCGGCUCUGUGGCAUCGCGGCGGGUGAAGACCACACACUUGUGCUACGUGACUCGCCUGUUGUGGGUGCGGUUGUGUACCACUUUGGCAAGAUGGGCAACGGUGACGGUCAGCCCACACCAAUCAUUAUAACAGCCCCGGCAACCAUCACUCGCAUCAGUGCGGGGCGCGGAACGAUGUCGGCAGCGGUGACGAGCGAUGGCUACCUGUACGUGUGGGGAAAGCAUUCCCAUCCUAAGGUGAGCAAUGGCACUCCCACCGAGGCAAAACGCAAAAACCCAGAGGUGGUAACGGCACUAACUCCAUUUGUCGUUGCAGACGCCGUCAUUGGUGGAGCGUUCGUUGUGGCACUUGCAACAUCUUGUCGCAGCUCCGUAGAAAAGCUGCAGGCAGCAACAGAACUCAGGGCAACCACUAAUCGAAACAGCCAUCAUGGCCAUGCGUGGGAUGUGAUGGUGCCACACGACGCUCGCAUUGAUGCUCGCGGCACUGAGGGUGCCGGUGCCAGGUACGAAGAAGCCAUACAAGCAUUCCUUACACAGUACUUGGGACCAACGCUGGGGCCCAUGUACAUCGCGGGCAUGCCAGAGGCCCCGCCACUCAUCGACCGCAAUGCAAACCUGUUUGUCUCGGUGGGGGCGCACGCGCUAACGACAGGGCAGAAAAUACGACUUUGGAUGACGAAUGUCUACGCACUUGGCACUGUUGUUGAGGUUUUGACGCCACAAACGAAUACCGAAAAACCACCUGCGGCUGCCACUUUGAGAGACGAGAAGGACGAAACCGUCUUCAACGACAACGAGUCCCACGCCAAUGGCACUAACAACACAGUCCAGGAUGUCUCAGAAACUGUCCGGGAGACAAAGUCCGGGUGCCGGCUCCGAGUGGAGUGGCAACGCGACGACUGGCACGAUGAAAUCCUCACACUUUACUCUGACGACGAGACACUUGACCCGCACAACCCCAACCGCUGGCAGCCCCUCUGGUUUCUUCCAAACCCCGAUGCAAGCGGCGAGUACAUCCUCAACCGCUAG
Molecule: messenger RNA, 2022 nt
Organism: Trypanosoma rangeli
Lineage: Eukaryota; Euglenozoa; Kinetoplastea; Trypanosomatida; Trypanosomatidae
Exons: 1
Coding region: 1-2022 (673 amino acids)
Source: RefSeq, a predicted model, not a curated record